Messenger RNA from Striga hermonthica, 1227 nucleotides. Lineage: Eukaryota; Viridiplantae; Streptophyta; Magnoliopsida; Lamiales; Orobanchaceae. The record is from the annotation of a GenBank genome assembly.
AUGAGGGGAGGAGGUUUAUGGCAACUUGGCCAGUCGAUCACCCGCCGUUUGUCCCGGGCCGACAAGAAGUCCGCCGCAGCCCGCCGGUGUUUCUCAUCCGAGGCUGAUUUGAAAAAGACUGUCCUUUACGACUUUCACGUGGCCAAUGGUGGGAAAAUGGUCCCGUUUGCUGGGUGGGGCAUGCCGAUUCAGUACAAGGACUCGAUCAUGGACUCAACUUUGAACUGCAGGCAAAACGGGAGCCUGUUUGAUGUGUCCCACAUGUGUGGCCUCAGCCUCAAGGGGAAGGAUUGCAUCCCGUUCCUCGAGAAGCUUGUGGUUGCUGACGUGGCGGGUCUGGCUCCCGGGACUGGAUCUCUGACCGUGUUCACGAACGAGAAAGGUGGAGCCAUAGAUGACUCGGUGAUUACGAAAGUGACGAAUGAUCAUAUAUACCUUGUCGUGAAUGCCGGGUGUAGGGAUAAGGAUCUUGCCCAUAUUGAGGAGCAUAUGAAGGCAUUCACAUCGAAAGGCGGGGAUGUUUCAUGGCAUAUUCAUGACGAGAGGUCCCUUUUGGCUCUGCAGGGUCCCCUUGCUGCCCCAGUUCUUCAGCACCUGAUGAAAGAGGACCUGAGCAAGAUAUACUUUAGCGACUUCCGGGUUUUGGACAUCAAUGGUGUUUCCUGCUUCCUGACAAGAACUGGGUACACGGGUGAGGACGGUUUCGAAAUCUCGGUCCCUUCGGAGAAUGCAGUUGACCUCGCCAAGGCCAUUCUUGAAAAAUCCGAAGGCAAGGUGAGGCUAACGGGCCUGGGGGCCCGUGACAGCCUCCGCCUCGAAGCUGGCCUCUGCCUGUACGGUAACGACAUGGAGCAGCACACAACUCCAGUCGAGGCUGGGCUCACGUGGGCCAUAGGGAAGCGGAGACGGGCUGAGGGCGGCUUCCUGGGUGCUGAUGUCAUACUCAAGCAGAUUGCUGAGGGCCCGCCCAUAAGGCGAGUUGGGCUUUUCUCAGCAGGCCCGCCAGCCAGGAGUCACAGUGAGAUCCAGGAUGAAGGAGGGCAGAACAUAGGAGAGGUCACAAGUGGGGGCUUUAGUCCCUGCCUGAAGAAGAACAUAGCCAUGGGGUACGUUAAGUCUGGGCUCCACAAGCCCGGAACCAAGGUGAAAAUUGUGGUUCGAGGAAAGUCGUACGAUGGGAAUGUUACGAAAAUGCCAUUUGUCCCCACCAAGUAUUACAAGCCGUAG